AUGCCUUUCCGCGCCCUAUUCACCGCUGGCCUCGCUGCCUUUGCUCCCCUGGCCUCUGCCUACACAACUCCCAAGGGUGACCCUACUGGCAACGCCAUCUAUGAACCUGGUCUUAACAGCAUCGUUCCUGUCGGCAAGCCUUUCACAAUUACUUGGGAACCUGACACUGAGGGCACGGUUUCUCUUGUUCUUCUCCACGGUCCCUCCACCAACUGUGUACCCAUUCACACCAUUGUCGAGGGCAUCAACAACACUGGCAGCUAUGACUGGACUCCUGACACCAGUCUUGCUCCCAACAAGACAUACUACGGCAUCGAGUUGGUUGUAGACGGCACUGGACAGUACCAAUACUCGACUCAAUUCGGUAUCUCGAACGACGAGUACAAGGGAUCCAGCUCUAGCGCAGGCGCAUCCUCUGCACCUGCUACCACAACUCCCGUUCAGAACAUCAAGGGCCCCGUGUCUGCCCAAGCUGUCAGCGCCUCGGACGCCGUUUCCUCCGCCGCAUCUUCUGUCUCCUCAGCCGUCGCCAGCGCUUCCAGCUCUAUGGCAUCUCAGAUCUCGUCUGCCUCUUCCAGCGUUGCCUCUGGCAUGUCCUCUGCUUCCUCUGCUGUUUCUAGCCACCACAGCUCUGCCUCUGGUGCUGUUUCCAGUGCCAUGAGCUCCAUGAGCACAGCCACCAAGUCUGCCAGCAGCUCCGCUUCUUCAGCCUCCAAGAGCGCUUCCUCCAGCCCCGCUGCUUCUACCGGCGGUGCUGCUGCCAUUAACGCCGGAUUUGGCGGUCUUGCCUUUGCCGCUGGUGUCGUUGCCAUGGUUCUGUAA
Messenger RNA from Aureobasidium melanogenum CBS 110374, 822 nucleotides. RefSeq lists its product as uncharacterized. Bases 1 to 822 code for a protein of 273 amino acids. The transcript is spliced from 3 exons. Lineage: Eukaryota; Fungi; Ascomycota; Dothideomycetes; Dothideales; Saccotheciaceae. The record is from RefSeq and is a predicted model, not a curated record.